CCAAAAAGAUCAGAAACAACAAUGACGGGGUCUGGUUCUCCUUGCGGAGCUUGCAAAUUCUUGAGAAGAAAAUGUGUAAGGGGAUGUGUUUUUGCACCAUAUUUUUGCCAUGAACAAGGUGCUACUCAUUUUGCUGCCAUUCAUAAAGUGUUUGGAGCAAGUAAUGUUUCUAAGCUUCUUGCUCGUCUUCCUAUUACUGAAAGAUGUGAGGCUGCUGUUACUAUUUCUUAUGAAGCUCAAGCUAGGCUUCAAGAUCCUAUUUAUGGCUGUGUUUCUCAUAUCUUCGCCCUCCAACAACAGGUUGUGAGUCUUCAGGCACAACUUGCUUCUUUGAAGGAACAAGCAGCGGAAAGCAUUAUGAACGCGUCCAGUAACGUGGGCGGGGUGAAUGAGAAGAUCAAUAGUAGAAAGGUUCCUUCUCAUCCCCAAGAUCUUCAUAGUUGGUUUCAGUCGGAGCAACCAAAUGUAACACUUGAGUUCAACCCAAACCCGACUCCGAAUAAUAAUUGUGCAUCAAACACUAAUUAUUAUGAUGAGAAUUAUCGCAUUAUGGUGAAUUCACAAUCCAAUGGGAACUAUGAGAAUCAUCACAUUGCAAAAAUGGAGGAAAGUGGAUCAUAUGGAAGCUUUGAAGAAACCUCAGGGUAUUCGAUGUAUACUCUCGAUCAAUUGCAUUCAAAUGUUCAACAAUGGAGCUUCAGUGAUUCAGCUGAUGAUUUACAAUCAGUUGCUUUUGGCAAUAGACAUUGGUGAAAGAAAGGGGAAAAAGAAAAACAAGAGUUGCAAUUGAAAUUCAUAGUUUUGGAAAUUAUUGAUGGAAGUUCCUCUCUAUUUCUUUUGUACUCAACAAAAAUC
Messenger RNA from Cucumis melo (muskmelon), 855 nucleotides. RefSeq names its product LOB domain-containing protein 29. Gene Ontology annotation, biological process: hormone-mediated signaling pathway; positive regulation of DNA-templated transcription. Gene Ontology annotation, cellular component: nucleus. NCBI's taxonomy places the organism in Eukaryota, Viridiplantae, Streptophyta, Magnoliopsida, Cucurbitales, Cucurbitaceae. The record is from RefSeq and is a predicted model, not a curated record. Bases 22 to 753 code for a protein of 243 amino acids. The transcript is spliced from 2 exons.